Molecule: messenger RNA, 1193 nt
Organism: Nomascus leucogenys (northern white-cheeked gibbon)
Lineage: Eukaryota; Metazoa; Chordata; Mammalia; Primates; Hylobatidae
Gene: TTC9C
Product: tetratricopeptide repeat domain 9C
Exons: 3
Coding region: 425-940 (171 amino acids)
Molecular function (GO): protein binding
Source: RefSeq, a predicted model, not a curated record
CUCCCGCCCACUCCCUUCUACUUCCAGGUCGGGGGGGCGGGUCCAAUAGAAAGGCGGAAGCCAGUGUCCCCGGCGUUCUCACGCCUGCUACAAUUCCUGAGUAGGGCCUUGCUUUAGUUCUUUGGAAAGUCUCCUCACCCCCACAUCGCCUCUUUAGGAAGUCACUUAAUGUUUGGCUUCAUUAUUCCCACAUCCUCUUCCUAACUACUUGCCUGCACUUCUUGAGAAAAAGACUGCAGAAAAGAGAGGUGGGGCUGUGAGUAGAAACAAGCAAACCGCAGGUCCCUGUGGGGGGACCCUCCAGGAAGAAGGGUAAUUUUCUGCCUCCUUAAAGUGGCUGCUACAGUCAGUUAUUUUGCUCCCAACCCCAGAGCUUCAGUUGCUCCUUCAUUUCCCAGUUCCGCAAGAACCGUGGGCGACAGUUAUGGAGAAGCGUCUGCAUGAGGCUCAGCUGUACAAGGAGGAAGGGAACCAGCGCUACCGGGAAGGGAAGUACCGAGAUGCUGUGAGUAGGUACCAUCGAGCUCUGCUUCAGCUGCGGGGUCUGGAUCCGAGUCUGCCCUCUCCGUUACCUAAUCUCGGACCUCAGGGCCCGGCCCUCACGCCUGAACAAGAAAACAUACUGCAUACCACCCAGACAGACUGCUAUAACAAUCUAGCUGCCUGUCUCCUUCAGAUGGAGCCCGUGAACUACGAACGAGUGAGAGAAUAUAGUCAGAAAGUCCUGGAACGACAACCUGAUAAUGCCAAGGCCUUGUAUCGGGCCGGAGUGGCCUUUUUCCAUCUGCAGGACUAUGACCAGGCCCGCCACUACCUCCUGGCUGCCGUGAAUAGGCAGCCUAAAGAUGCCAACAUCCGGCGGUACCUCCAGCUGACACAGUCAGAACUCAGCAGCUACCAUAGAAAAGAGAAGCAGCUCUACCUGGGCAUGUUUGAUUAACAAAGAAGAAAGAUGCUCCUCCAGUUGAACUUAGGUGGACUAUUAAACAUGCAUGAAGGAGAAACCUGAGCCUCAGCAAGAGAAAUUAACCCUAUACCUCUGACCCCGGUGGAUUUUUGUUUGUAGUUCUGCACAAACUUCACUACUUAGACAGUCUGAGUCUUUUUCUGUCUAUCCAUCUGUUUAUUUCUAUACCUUUCAAUACAUGUUAUUGUUGCAGAUAUGUGGCUUGAGAAAUAUAAUCAAAAGACAU